AUGGCGAUCUUCCGGCCAGGCCGGGCGAGGUCCAUCCUGCUCGCCUUCCUCGCAGUCGUCCUCGUGUGCACCGUCUACCUUUACUGGACCCCGACCACCGCAUCCUCGACCGUCUCCGUGGUUCCUAGCACCGCCUUUGAGGUCCCACUAAUCGAGCGCCAGAAAGACUUCUGGAAAGCCUUCCAACCCAUUCUCGAACGUCACAAUCCCAAUUGCCCCAGUCCAGAGAAAGUCGGCGAUGCAGGCGCCAUCCAUUUCGAUGCUGUCAACGACCAGCCGCGCCCGGACUUGACGGUCAUGAACGAGGAGGAUCAAAAGGCCAUGGAGGACGCCCAUGCGAACUUUGUCCAGGAUAUCCAAAACGCCGGCAAGGAUUUGAAACCGGCCCAUACCCCGGGCAAGCGAGGUUUGGUGUCUACGGCCGGCGCGACGUAUCUGCCCGUGUUUGUCUCGACCCUCCGCAUGCUCCGCCGCGCAGGGUCCACGUUACCGGUCGAGGUAUUCAUGAAGGAUGCGGGCGAAUACGAGAAACAUGUCUGCAAUCAGGUCCUGCCCACUCUGGACGCGCGCUGUCUCGUCCUAGGUGACGUGGUGGGCAAGGACGUGAUCGAACACUACCAACUCAAGAUCUUCGCCGUCCUCUUCUCCUCGUUCGAGGAGAUCGUUUGGAUGGAUGCAGACUGUUUCCCGCUGGGAAAGCCGGAAGAACUCCUAGACACGGAACCUUUCACGUCCACCGGCUUGGUCACCUGGCCGGACUUCUGGGCGUCCUCCGCAUCUCCGUUGUACUAUAAGAUCUCGCGACAAGAGGCGCCGCCUAUGACGGCCCGCCAAUCCUCGGAAACGGGCGCCUUCCUGGUGUCGAAGAAGACUCACUUCUUCCCGCUGAUGCUCGCUGCCUACUAUAACUUCUACGGUCCGUCUCAUUACUUCCGUCUGUUGAGUCAAGGCGGGCCCGGCGAGGGCGACAAGGAGACAUUCCUCCAAGCUGCCACGGCCCUAGGGGCCCCAUUUUACACCGUGAGUGACCGGGUGCAAGCCAUUGGCCAUCAAACCGAGGAAAAACUAUCGGGCUCGGCCAUGGCCCAGGUCGAUCCGCGAGAAGACUAUGCUCUCACAACGCAAGAUAAAUGGCGUGUCAAGGAUCCCGCCAUUGCUUCGCCGCCACAUAUCUUCUUCAUCCAUGCAAACUACCCGAAAUUCAACCCCGGCGAUAACGUCUUCGGCAUGGACUGGGAGACGGCUCCUACUCUGAAAGACGAUGGAUCGGAUGGUCGCGCUUGGACCGCCCCUCCUGAGACGAUCCGUCGAUUUGGUUAUGACGUGGAGAAGGCCUACUGGGAGGAAAUUAAAUGGGUCACCUGUCAUCUAGAGGGCUUCUUUAGAUCCUGGGAGCACAAGGCCGGCUUAUGUAUGAAGGUUGAGGACUACUGGAAGAACGUCUUUGCCGAGCCCCACGAUGAUGAUCCAAAGUUCACUCAAGAUGGUUGA
Molecule: messenger RNA, 1491 nt
Organism: Penicillium macrosclerotiorum
Lineage: Eukaryota; Fungi; Ascomycota; Eurotiomycetes; Eurotiales; Aspergillaceae
Product: alpha-mannosyltransferase
Exons: 1
Coding region: 1-1491 (496 amino acids)
Biological process (GO): mannan biosynthetic process
Cellular component (GO): Golgi apparatus
Molecular function (GO): alpha-1,2-mannosyltransferase activity
Source: RefSeq, a predicted model, not a curated record